Molecule: messenger RNA, 1059 nt
Organism: Ophidiomyces ophidiicola
Lineage: Eukaryota; Fungi; Ascomycota; Eurotiomycetes; Onygenales; Onygenaceae
Exons: 1
Coding region: 1-1059 (352 amino acids)
Source: RefSeq, a predicted model, not a curated record
AUGCCGCUCCUUCAGCUUCCCCCGGAGAUUCUGAUACUAGUGAUGAACUACGUGGGAUCUGCUUAUUUCCGCAAGGACGUAAGGCGCCUUACCGUCUGUAAAUAUUGGUUCGUCUUUGCCCACGCCUCGUGUUUCAAGCAUCUCCGGCUCUCACAAGCCGCUCUUCUGGACUUGCUCUUUUCCCAAAAUGCCGAAAGAGGUUUGCUUGUCGUCCAAACGCUUGUGGAAAGCUUGGACUUGGAACUUAAAGGAUUCGAAAACUGGAACCGCCUUCCCGCGUUCUUAGAGUAUCUUUUGCAGGGUGUCAGUGCUCCCGAUAUCGCCCCUAGCUGGGAUAAACCCACCGGAUGCGCACUGCGUGCAGAGUGGACGGUGAUUUUGAACCGCAACCUAACCAGAUUCGCGGCCGCAAUCAACUCUUCUCGAAAACUGCGAGUCCUCCGUAUCCAUGCCUUCAGUGAACGUCAUCCCCUGUUCCCUUUACUUCAACGUCGCAACUACCUCAUGCUACCCACAGUACGCGACUUGCUAUCUGUGAGCAAUUUAAGGCUCCUCGACCUUGAUCUGUGUGGCACCACGUUAACCUCAACAACAGAAACUCCGAAUGGCGAGUUUCAUAUCUGUGCAAGUAUUGGUACCCUUCUUCCUACUUUAAAAGGUCUUCGCCUGCGCAUGCGCAGCAUCUGCGCGGAUGUUUUGAAACCCCUGCCGCAUAAGACCAACUUGAACUUAAAAGAGGUACUUAUAAAUCUCAGUUUGUUUGAUAGGCCUCCAUUGACCUCACCAAAGUCGGCGCACUCCGCACGGUGUGGGUCAACUGACGGGGCUUUUCUUACACUAAAGACAGAGAUUAAAGAUCAAGCAAAAGCUCUUUCAGCGCUUAUGGCAUAUCCCCAAAAAGUAAGAAUUCUAACUCAUAAACUCCCGGGCUUCGAAAUUCGGUCAUUCGAUGUUAUGACUGGCAAAUCCAUGAUACUUCCGAACAACCUAACCUGGGGCGAUGACGGUAAGAUUGUCAAUGAGGAGGAUCCGGAUCAGGACUCUGAAUUUGAAAUUUAA